CGGAGCUCCUGCGACGGCUCGGGGCGGCGCACUGCCCCUUCCGGCCCGCGGGCGCCGCUCGGCACUUCCCGGCGCGCACUCGGCCCUCGGCUCUUUCCGGAGCCGCUCGCGGCGGGCGGCGGAGGCGCUCUCCGCUCCGCUGCAGAUGUCGGACCCGCGGGCGGCUGAGGGGCCGGGCUUCUGGAGCCCGGCGGCGGCUCGAGAGCCGGCGGGCGGCGUCGGGGACGGCCCGGGAGCGAAGGGGAGCCAGGCGGCCGUCUCAGAGAAAGAAGAUCUAGAAAACACCAAGGUCACGUCUCCAGUGGCUUCUGCCUCCAAUCCAGAGCCCCAUCCCUCACCCUCCAGGCUGCAGACGGUGUCUCCGGGGAAGGAGGAUGCCACAGAAGAUCCGCGGAAAGCAGCCAGUGCCUUGGAGGUCCAGGCCUUGGUGGGGCAGGAGUCGCGGCCUGCAGACCAGGCCCACGUCCUCGACAAGAUGGCCAAGUACCCAGCCCCGCAGAGGUCUGGGGACAUCGUUAUGAUCCAGUCCGAGCACACAGGAGCCGUAGAUAUUCUCUCCGCUGACUUGGAAUCUGCAGAUCUUCUGGGGGACCACAGGAACGUCUCCCCGUCUCCGAUGGCUCCUCCGUGCGUCUGGACCUUUUCCAAGAUGAAGGAAUUCAAAAGCAAGCUGGGCAAAGAGAAGAACAGCUGUCUGGUGGUGAAGCGGGGUGAGGUGGUGACCAUCCGGGUGCCCACCCAUCCGGAGGGGAAGCGUGUCUGCUGGGAGUUUGCCACCGACGACUAUGACAUUGGCUUUGGAGUUUAUUUUGACUGGACCCCUGUGACCAGCACUGACAUAACUGUGCAGGUCAGUGAUUCCAGUGAGGAUGAGGAUGAAGAUGAGGAAGAGGAGGAAGGGAUUGAAGACCCCGUCCCAGUUGGAGACGUGGAGAGAGGCUCCAGGAGCUCCCUGCGGAGCCGCUACGGGGAGGUCAUGCCCGUGUACCGGCGGGACAGCCACCGGGACGUGCAGGCAGGCAGCCACGACUACCCCGGCGAGGGCAUCUACCUGCUCAAGUUUGACAACUCCUACUCCCUGCUGCGCAACAAGACUCUCUACUUCCACGUCUACUACACCAGCUGAAGACCCGUGGGCUCCGGGCAGGCGGUGUUUGCUGGCUGGAGCGGGCUGCCAGCUGGUGCUUCUUGUUUUGGGCAGGCGAGAGCCCGAAGUUGAGUGUGAGGCUCCUGACCCUCACGCCCUGCCUGGCAUGCCUGACGUUGACCCCACAUAGCUUCUGCCCCUUCCUGGCUUCUGCAGGUGGUGGUGUAGUGCCCCUCUUCUGCGGUCCAUGACUCACACUCUCCGUGCUU
This is a messenger RNA of Phyllostomus discolor (pale spear-nosed bat), 1356 nucleotides long. It is a transcript of the gene TMED8, whose product is annotated as transmembrane p24 trafficking protein family member 8. Bases 146 to 1126 code for a protein of 326 amino acids. Lineage: Eukaryota; Metazoa; Chordata; Mammalia; Chiroptera; Phyllostomidae. The transcript has 6 exons. The record is from RefSeq and is a predicted model, not a curated record.